Molecule: messenger RNA, 639 nt
Organism: Blastocystis hominis
Lineage: Eukaryota; Bigyra; Opalinata; Blastocystidae
Exons: 4
Coding region: 1-639 (212 amino acids)
Biological process (GO): intracellular protein transport; vesicle fusion
Cellular component (GO): ER to Golgi transport vesicle membrane; endoplasmic reticulum membrane; SNARE complex
Molecular function (GO): SNARE binding; SNAP receptor activity
Source: RefSeq, a predicted model, not a curated record
AUGUCUGAUACGUUUCAGUCGAACUAUAAAAAUGCGAGUAAUGUGAUCAAAAACAUUACUAGUAUUCUCGGCACCAUUAAGAACAAUACCAACGGAAGUGAGGCGCAGAGACAGUUGUCGCGUGUCAAGCAGUAUUUUGCUCAAGCCCAGGAAGCGUUGAAAGUAAUGCGUAACACUGCGAGUUUGAUGAACUACAACAGCAAGAUUCAGGCAAUGGGGUCUGUGCGAGAGAUCGAGCAGAUGCUUGCAACCAUUAAAAAGGACAUUGCUCGUCUUGAAUCGAAAGUGAACAAGUCCGCUCUUGUUGGCUCUGAUGCCGAGGAAAAGAAGAAAAAGAUGGCUCAGGGUUUGAUCCAGCUGAACGACACUACUGGAAUUUUGAACCAAGUGAAGGCCUCUGCCUACGAGAGCGAGAGCAUUGGCCAUGGAGCUCUGGAAGCCCUUGGUUCCCAACAUGAAGUGCUCAUUCGCUCAAAUGAGAAGGUGGAAGAAGUAAAGACAAAUGCGAACAUGUCGAAACAACUGCUGAGAGACAUGAAUCGUCACGCGAUCGGCAACAAGGUUUGUGCCAUUGCGAUUAUUAUCCUCCUUCUCGUUGCGAUUGCUGUUAUGAUUUAUUUGAAUAUUACGAAAAAGUAG